CAGGGGAAAAUGAAAGUGACGGUGUGCUUCGGGAGGACCCGGGUGGUCGUCCCUUGUGGGAACGGGAAUAUAAAAGUUCACGGUCUGAUCGAACAGGCGGCGAUGAGGUACAAAAAGGCCAUUGCCAAGGACCCUAGCUACUGGAUCCAGGUCCACAGGUUGGAACAUGGAGACGGCGGAAUCCUAGACCUGGAUGAUAUACUGUGUGAUGUGGCAGAUGAUAAGGACCGGCUGGUUGCAGUGUAUGAGGAGCAGGACCCUCACAAUGGAGGCGAUGGCACCAGUGCCAGUUCCACGGGCACUCAGAGUCCAGAACCCUUUGCCAGCGAGCUGAGCUCCGUAAACGUUGCAUCAGCCUUCCAGCCCUACCAGACCAGCAGUGAGAUCGAGGUCACCCCGUCCGCCCUGAAAUCCAAUAUGCCCCUUCAUGUCCGUCGCAGCAGUGACCCCUCCUUGGCAGGUCUGCCCUUGGGAGAGGUCCAGAUUGGUCAAGAGGAACCAUCCAGAAAAAAUCCCACCCGCUGGUCCACAACAGCAGGCUUUCGCAAAUACAAUCACAGCCAGAAUCCCGGCACUGGCAGUCUGGAGCGUAAGGGCAGAGGAGGCCAUGCCUACAGGAGCCUGCCGAGGGAUGCGGCCAGCUGGGCCACCCAGUUCCAGAGAGAGACGGCUCGAUCUUCGCUCAGCGCCAGCCAUCCUAUGGUGGACCGUUGGCUCGAACGACAGCAACAGGAGGAGGAAGAGGAGGAUCGCAGGACAGAGCAGGGGAGGAAUGGAAGGAUAGAGCCAGUAGGGAGGGCGGAUUCCUCCGUGGAACAUUCACCCGUGUUAAGUCUAGACGGCAUGCUUAAGCCGGUUGAGGUGUCCAAUGAAGGAGGGCCCCUGGGAAUCCACGUAGUGCCUUUCAGCUCGCAGGAUGUCAGGACCCUGGGCUUGCUUGUGAAGCGCUUGGAGCGUGGCGGCAAAGCCGAGCAGGAGGGUCUGUUCCAGGAGAACGACUGUAUUGUCAAGAUUAACAAGGGAGACAUACGCAACCUCCGCUUCGAACAAGCCCAGAACAUGUUCAGACAGGCCAUGCGUGCACCGGUCAUCCUUUUCCAUGUGAUUCCUGCCUCCAUGAAGAGCCAGUAUGAGCUAUUCUCAGCCCAGAGCGAGCUCAGCUCACCCCAAUGCAACAGGGUACGAUUCAGCCAGGACCCCCGUCAGCCAGGGGACUGGUGCGGUGUUGUCAGCGGGCUGGAUCACACCAUGCAGAGGAACUCCAGGUCAGGGUCUCACCCCAGCUUCAACCACAACCAUCAGGGUCCUCUGGCAAGAAGCACCCCUGAGCCAAGCCGACGUUACACCCCGUUACCCCAAACCCCAGUCUCCAGGACCUCCUCAGCCCCUUCUCCCUCUCUGCAGCGCAAGAUCAGUUCAAACGCCUCCACUGACUCUUUCUACAAGAGGACAGGCCACAGACUCAAUAUUCAACUAAAGAAAGGCCAAGAAGGUCUUGGAUUUAGCAUCACAUCUCGAGACAUCCCUAUUGGUGGCAGCGCACCCAUCUACGUCAAAAACAUCCUCGCCCGAGGGGCCGCCAUCCAAGAUGGUCGACUGAAGGCUGGUGAUAGGCUGCUGGAGGUGAGUGGCGUGGACUUGAGUGGGAAGACCCAGGAAGAGGUGGUUGCCCUGCUCCGUGCCAGCCCAAUGGGAGGGACUGUCAACCUGCUGGUAUUUCGACAAGAGGACCCCCUCCUGCCCCGUGAAGUGCAGCCAGAUGAAGAUGACUUGGCGUUGACUUACGCUGACAGCCUAGAGUUCAUGACAUUAGAGAUUCCCCUGAAUGACUCAGGCUCAGCGGGUUUGGGGGUCAGUGUCAAAGGGAACCAUUCCAAGGAAAGCCAUGCUGAUCUGGGUAUCUUUGUCAAGUCCAUCAUCAACGGAGGGGCAGCAUGCAAGGACGGGCGUCUCUUUGUCAACGACCAACUUAUCGCCGUCAACGGGGAGUCGUUGCUAGGGAAGACCAACCAAGAUGCCAUGGAAACGCUGCGCAAAUCCAUGUCGACUGAGGGCAACAAGCGGGGCAUGAUCCAGCUCAUCGUGGCCCGGCGGGUGGCCAAAAACAACGAGGAGAGCCUUGGCAGUCCUCUGGUGUCAGAACACCCACUGGACGACCACGAGCGCCGCAUCUCCCACUCCCUCUAUGGCGCAAUUGAAGGCCUGGACGACAUUCUUACACCACGGGCUAACAUCAUUGGACGCAUGGGUAAAUUCCAGCUGUCUCCAACUGUAAACAUGCCCCAGGAUGACAUUGUCAUCAUCGAAGAUGAUAGGCCGCCCUUUCUUCCUGCCCACCUGUCGGACCAGUCAUCUUCAAGUUCUCACGAUGACGUGCGCUUUGUGGGUGAGAACCAAGUGGCUUGGAUCCACGAGCCGCCCGGUCAGAUCGAAUGCUCACUCAGUCCAGACUCAGACCAGGAUGGGACGUUCCAGAGGGAGGGCUUUGGCCGCCAGAGCAUGUCGGAGAAACGCACCAAGCAGUUUGACAACGCCGCUCAGCUGGAGAUCAUAAAGACACGCAAGUCUAAGAGCAUGGACCUAGGUUCUUCAGAACAAGAGGUCGGACCUUCGCUGGGCUUGAAAAAGUCCAGCUCCCUUGAAAGUCUCCAAACGGCUGUCGCAGAGGCAAUGAUAAACGGGGACAUCAACGUCAACAGGCCCCGCUCUCGGAUAAUUCGGGGGCGUGGCUGCAACGAGAGCUUCCGUGCUGCCAUCGACAAAUCAUACGAGAAAUCUGGUGUUAUGGUGACAGCGGAGGAUAACGGGAUGGAAACAUUGGAUGAGGAUACGGAGGGGAGCUCCCUGUCUGGGCGAGACGGUUUAUCUGCCAGCACUGACCUCGCGCCGCCCCAGACGAAUGGCGGCCAGAACAAAGACGACAGACGGAGAGAGAAGGAGAGAGGAGGGAAGGACAAGAAAAAGACGGAGAGGGAUAAAGAGAAGGAGAGAGACAAGGACAAGACCAAAGCCAAGAGAGGAGUGUUGAAGGGCCUGGGCGAGAUGUUCAGGUUUGGAAAGCACCGGAAGGACGAGCAGCCGGGGGAGAGGAUGGAGAGGAAGGGCUCCAGUAAAUCUAAAACUGAGGACACGCAGGCGUCAGAGGAGGAGACACUCCGGAUGAAGCUGGAACAAGAGAGAAUACAGGCCAAGAUGAGAGAGCUGCGGGAGAGGCAGGCGAAGGAGAGAGAAUAUGCCGAAAUCCAAGAUGUUGGCAGCCGCACCUUCAGCUCCGAUGAGGAGCACACGUACGCCGGCAUCGGAUCCCUGGACUCGUCGAUAGACAGCAGCAAUAUGGAUUCCUUUAACAGUCACCACCACUACCAUCUCCCCCAGAGCCCCCAGACGCCUCACGUCCCCCUGGGCCUUCAGGACAAUGGGCAGCCCCUGGAGGCUCUUUACGCCCAGGUCAACAAGCCUCGCAACGGACGCCCUCCCACCUCAGACAGCAGCCAAAUGGUUCCCAGCAACCAUGACCGGAUACAGAGGCUGAGGCAUGAGUUCCAGCAAGCCAAACAGGAGGAAGACCCAGAGGACCAUCAACAUACCUACAGCUUUGACCAGCCCUGGGCCAACAAUGGGAUGGAGACACCAAGUGGACGCCACUCGGUGACAGUGGAUGCUCAGGCCCACAAACAGCAACAGGACGAGAGAGAGGGCAGCCAGCAGGCCCCGAGACAGUAUAACUCCCUGCCACGGCAGCCUCGCAAAACCCCCAGCACCGUAUCCGAGGACUCCUGGGACAAGAUGUACCAGGCGGGAGAGGGCUUCCAGACCGCCAAGGACAACCCUCGCUACUCCAGCUACCAGGGCUCACGCAACGGCUAUCUAGGAGCCUCCGGCCUCAAUGCUCGAGUCCUCCUGGAGACCCAGGAGUUGCUGAGGCAGGAGCAGAGGCGCAGGGAGCAGGAGGCCAGCAAGGCCAAGCUGCCUCCCAUGCUGGAGAGUCCUAGCAGCAGCACCCACGACACCCAUGGAGACCAGACUCCAGCCCCAGGCAAGGCCCCACCUCCAUCCAAGGGCCCCUACCGACAGGACGUGCCCCCGUCCCCGUCACAGCUGGCCAGGCUCAGCAGGUUUCACGGCUCAGAAAAAGGGAGGCCGUUUUAUUCCUGAGAGAAUGAGAGAGGUUAUGGAAGGAGAGGGGGGAGAAAGAUAGAAAAGUGAGACUAAUGCGAGGAGCAAUAAUAAUGGGAGAACAAGACCGAAUUGAAUCAGAUACAUUCAAUUGCCAAGAUACCGAGAUUUUUAUGGGAUUGUCGAUAUGAAAUGUUGAUAUUUUGUAUAAGCUUUGUUUUUUUAUGGUAUGAAUCAUGGCCCUGGUCAGAUAUUUUAUCAAGAAAGAAGAGAUGUUUUACUAUCUACCAAUGUGCUACAAGUGCCUUCGAGUCUUUUGCAUGUCCCGGUGGGGUUUUUUUUUUUUAGAUAUCAACCCUCUCGAUAAGUAAAUGUCAAUCAGACCAAUCCAGCACAUAACCACACCACGGGAGGUGGCAUUUUCAGGCCAGCUCUGCUUCCUCACGUCUGACAGUAUUCUGAGCGACGUAUC
Molecule: messenger RNA, 4588 nt
Organism: Lampris incognitus (smalleye Pacific opah)
Lineage: Eukaryota; Metazoa; Chordata; Actinopteri; Lampriformes; Lampridae
Product: partitioning defective 3 homolog
Exons: 24
Coding region: 10-4155 (1381 amino acids)
Biological process (GO): cell adhesion; establishment of cell polarity; microtubule cytoskeleton organization
Cellular component (GO): adherens junction; apical junction complex; apical plasma membrane
Molecular function (GO): phosphatidylinositol binding; protein binding
Source: RefSeq, a predicted model, not a curated record